CGCAGACUCAUGUGUAGAGCUCGGCUUGUGUAGUCCACAAGAAGAAAAAAGCCUUUAAAGUCUUCUCUCCCAGCUGGACAGAUGGACCUCAGACCUCAAAGUUCCGUACUGAUUGCAACAAUUGUUAUGGUGAAUAUUAUUUGGUGGAUGGUAAUGAUAGCAGCCAUUGGAGUGGGGGCCACAACUCUGAGCCUGUGUCCUGUGCAGCCGUACAUCCCCAUUUACCUGCUGGUACUGGGGGCAAGCAGCAUCAUCUCUCUGUCUGCCACCUACAUGAGCAGGACUAACACGGAUGGAGCCGUCCACACCUUCACUUUGACCUGUAUGGUCUUCCUGCAUCUCUUCAGUUUUGUCUGGUUGAUAGUGGGCACCUGCUGGAUAUAUUCCAUAUAUCCUCCAAAUUACGCUGGACCGGAUCGGCACUGCCACAAGACAACCUACCAGUUUGCCUUUGUUGUCACCACACUGCUGUGGGUUAUUAUGGCCCUCGUGUUCUUCUGCGGCGGCUGCUUUGCUCUGCUGACCUGCUGCACCACUAUAGUUGCAACACGCCACCUCAUACCCAACCGUGUUAGCUUUUAUGGUGCAACAUCAGAUAUUACAGACUCUUCUUCCGGCAAUGUGUGAUUUACAUCUUGGUUGAUGUCUGUAAAAUACUUA
Messenger RNA from Cololabis saira (Pacific saury), 660 nucleotides. Its product is annotated as transmembrane protein 272-like. Lineage: Eukaryota; Metazoa; Chordata; Actinopteri; Beloniformes; Belonidae. The record is from RefSeq and is a predicted model, not a curated record. The coding region runs from base 82 to 627 and encodes 181 amino acids. The transcript is spliced from 5 exons.